This is a messenger RNA of Camarhynchus parvulus, 2875 nucleotides long. RefSeq names its product transmembrane and coiled-coil domain family 3 (gene TMCC3). The record is from RefSeq and is a predicted model, not a curated record. Gene Ontology annotation, cellular component: endomembrane system. The transcript is spliced from 4 exons. The coding region runs from base 139 to 1554 and encodes 471 amino acids. Lineage: Eukaryota; Metazoa; Chordata; Aves; Passeriformes; Thraupidae.
CUCCCGCGCGGCGACGGCGGCUCCGAUCCCGAUCCCGCUCCCGCUCGGUCCCGCGGCCGCGGGGCUGGUGCUUGGGCGGCACCGCACCCGCCGUGGGGCAGCGGGCAGAGCAGCAGCAGCGCAAACACACGCACAAGCAUGCCGGGCAGCGACACGGCGCUCGCCGUGGACAGGACGUACUCGGACCCGGAGCGGCACCGGCGUCGCAAGACGAGGGUGGAAAGACAUGAUAUGAAUACCCUGAGUUUACCACUUAAUAUCCGCCGUGGAGGUUCUGAUACCAACCUGAACUUUGAUGUACCAGAUGGGGUCCUAGAAUUUCACAAAGUCAAACUCAAUGCAGAUAGCUUGAAACAGAAAAUCCUCAAGGUUACAGAGCAAAUCAAGGUUGAACAAACAGCUCGAGAUGGAAACGUGGCUGAGUAUUUGAAACUGGUGAACAGUGCAGAUAAGCAGCAGGCUGGGCGCAUUAAGCAAGUCUUUGAGAAAAAGAACCAGAAAUCUGCCCACUCCAUUGCCCAGCUGCAGAAGAAAUUGGAACAGUAUCACAAAAAGCUCAAGGAUAUUGAACAAAAUGGAUCUUCCAAAGCUACCAAGGAUACUUCCAAAGAUAACUUGAAAGAUGUUCAACAUGGAAAGUCUCGUAGCACUGGGCAUGGAGCAGAGAGCAGCAAGUCGGGUGUGCCAGGUGUAUCUCUGACACCCCCUGUCUUUGUUUUCAGCAAGUCCAGAGAGUUUGCCAACCUGAUCCGAAACAAAUUUGGUAGUGCAGACAACAUUGCUCAUCUCAAAAAUACCCUGGAUGAAUUUCGGCCAGAAACAAGUUCUAGAACCUACGGGGGUAGUGCCACCAUUGUUGCCAAACCAAAGUAUGUUAGUGAUGAUGAAUGCUCAAGUGGCACCUCUGGAUCAGCAGACAGCAACGGGAAUACUUCCUUUAGUCCUGCUGUGGCAAACACCCUGGACAGCCAAGGAAAGCUUUCCAUGAUUUUGGAGGAACUAAGGGAAAUCAAGGAGACACAGUCCCAAUUAGCUGAUGAUAUUGAGAAUUUAAAAACCCAAUUUAAAAGAGACUAUGCCUUUAUUUCUCAGAUGCUACAAGAGGAAAGAUUUAGAUAUGAAAGACUGGAAGACCAGUUAAAUGACCUCACUGACCUUCAUCAACAUGAGACAGCAAACUUGAAACAAGAGCUAGCCAGCAUAGAGGAGAAGGUGGCAUAUCAGGCCUACGAGCGAUCACGAGAUGUUCAGGAAGCCUUGGAAUCAUGCCAGACCCGGGUUUCCAAACUGGAGCUGCAUCAGCAGGAACAGCAAGCACAGCAGUCUGAAACAGUUAAUGCCAAAGUGCUCCUGGGGAAGUGUAUAAAUGUUAUCCUGGCCUUCAUGACUGUCAUCUUAGUCUGUGUUUCUACUAUUGCAAAGUUCAUUGCUCCUAUGAUGAAGAGCCGCUUUCAUAUCAUCUGCACUUUCUUUGCAGUGACACUGCUGGCAAUAUUUUGUAAAAACUGGGAUCAUAUCAUUUGUGCUAUAGAAAGAAUGAUUAUACCAAGAUGAAGUUAUUGGACUGGCUGGUCUUUUCUUUGUUCUUUUUUUUCCUUUCUUUUUCCCUUUUUUCUUCUCCUCCCUGUUUUUUAAGCACUGUGUGUAUACAAAUUCUGGUGUAAAUAUAUAAAAGUAUACUUGUUGGCAGUCAGUUGCCUGUUCAAUCUGAUUUUGUCUAACUGGCUGUAUCUGUGAUGAACUGCUCACUUAAGUCAGUCUUCUGCCUUAAUCCAAAAGAUUUUCCACUUUCCAAACCCAUACCCAUAAAAGAUGGUAUGAUGGUCUGGGAGGGAUCCCAGCAACUGCAAGUGUCAGGUGUGCUUUUUACUAGGCUGGAGUGCAAAGAGUGUGAUCAAGAGGGAGUGCCAUAAUGUGUAUCAGCUCUGCUAGACUGAUAGUUAAUUUUCUCUCUGAAUCCAACUAGAAUGAUAAACCAAACUAUGCAGUCGUGUAUUGAUAGAUCUAGAUUCUAAAUUAAUGGGUAACACUACAUGGGAUUUUGAGUUUUCAAGACUAACAAAACUUGAUGCGUCUGCUAGUAACUUAUUGCACAGAGUUUAUUGUUUGUAAAUGAGACCAAUGAUGACCAUUGACCACAGUUAGCAGUUGUUCUGUCCUGGCACUGUUCCUUAUCACAUUUGGGAAACACAUACAUGUGGCAUAAGACUUCCAAAGAUGGCCUGAAUUGAAUUAUAAGAUCCCCAAGCAACUUUGUAAAGGAGUUAAGAAGCAAGUAACUGGUAGAUAAGUUGUCAUCCACACCAAAGCACUCACUUGUUCAAGCCCUGCAACCUGCACAGGAAAGAAGUACAGGAACAGCCACAUUGAGGUCAGGCUUUGUUAGCACUGAAUUGUUGGGGUGUUCUGACUGAAUGCAAAGAAUACAGGUGGUGGGACCCUGGGUACAGUGGAUUUCUUUCUUCUGUCUGAUUAAAGAAUGUGGUAGAAACAUGAGGGAACAGCUUCUUAGGGGGAGCAGGGAGUUAAACUUCUGUAAAUAUAGGAACUGUAGACACUCUCAACAAACAUUCCUGAAAAUAAUGUAUUAACGUGCAGUAUCAGUACUAGGAGACAGGCUUGGGUUUGUUUUCCCACUGGAAUUUAUUUUGCUUGAUUUAACAACUGCAAAAAAAUUUCCCUGAAAUCAGUUUGGUUUUCAGCCAUGAUAUAAAACAAGAUCUUUAUUAAAAAUAAACAAACAAACAAACAAAAAACCCACAAAACCGCCACAACCAGAAUUCUUCUUCACUCUCCAUUAAGUGAAAAAGCAGUGUCUCCAAUUAUUUGAUGUUCAGUGUUAGUAACUGUGAAAAUAAUUGUCAUUACAUAUUUU